Messenger RNA from Notothenia coriiceps (black rockcod), 603 nucleotides. NCBI's taxonomy places the organism in Eukaryota, Metazoa, Chordata, Actinopteri, Perciformes, Nototheniidae. The record is from RefSeq and is a predicted model, not a curated record.
AUGAGUGGUGACAAAGGAAGAUCGAGGCGUACAAAGACCCGCUUGCCAGCCCAGCAGCACCAGCUCAAGGAGCAGUACGCCGCCCUCAAGGACAAAUAUGACCAACUUUGUGAGUUGUCUCAGCAGCGGCGCGCUCACCUGGCCUCGCUGUAUGAGUACGUGCAAAGCUGCAGGAAGGAGCUGAGCUACCUGUCGGGGCAGCAGGAGAGGAUCCUGCAGAGAGACUGGAGCGACCGCUUGGUGGACGCCCCCAGUGUCCGCAUGGAGUACGAGAAAUUCAAAACCCAGCGUCUGCUAUCUCAUGAGAAGAGAAUCAUCAAGCUGCGGGGGAAGGGAGACGGCACAGGGGAAGGAGAAAACUCGUUGAAAAGAAACAUCCUGCCAGCCUCCACCAUUAAGGAUACAGCUGCCUCACAGAGACGCUGUGCAGUCGGGGUGCAGGCCUUCCUCAACCUGGUCUGCUCAGAACCAUAUCACCUGGACACAUCGAAGACUACAAGAGUUCCAGCGCUGGAUGGCAGAGCACGCUGUCCGGAUUCUGUGAAGCUCAACUCCAAUCUGACCCGAAGCUCUCAACAGGGAAGAGCAACCCAGAGGUCCUGA